Sciurus carolinensis (gray squirrel) is the source of this 3009-nucleotide messenger RNA. RefSeq names its product NOP2/Sun RNA methyltransferase 2 (gene Nsun2). Gene Ontology annotation, molecular function: tRNA binding; tRNA (cytidine-N5)-methyltransferase activity. Gene Ontology annotation, biological process: tRNA methylation. Gene Ontology annotation, cellular component: cytoplasm; nucleus. NCBI's taxonomy places the organism in Eukaryota, Metazoa, Chordata, Mammalia, Rodentia, Sciuridae. The transcript has 19 exons. The record is from RefSeq and is a predicted model, not a curated record. The coding region runs from base 76 to 2361 and encodes 761 amino acids.
GGCAGGGCCCGGAAGUCCCGCGUCGCGGCCGUGGCGGGACGGUGUCUGCGCGCAGCGUGCGCGGCCGCGUGGGCCAUGGGGCGGCGGGCGCGGGGCCGGCGGCUCCAGCAGCAGCAGCAGCCGCGGCCCGAGGGCGCGGAGGACGGCGCCGAGGGCGGCGGGAAGCGCAGCGACGCGGGCUGGGAAGGCGGGUACCCCGAGAUCGUCAAGGAGAACAAGCUUUUCGAGCACUACUACCAGGAGCUGAAGAUCGUGCCCGAGGGCGAGUGGGACCAGUUCAUGCAGGCUCUCCGGGAGCCCCUCCCGGCCACUCUGAGAAUCACUGGCUACAAGAGCCAUGCAAAAGAGAUCCUGCAUUGCUUGAAGAACAAGUAUUUCAAGGAAUUGGAAGACCUGGAGGUAGAUGGUCAGAAAGUUGAAGUUCCACAGCCACUAAGUUGGUAUCCUGAAGAACUUGCCUGGCACACAAAUUUAAGUCGGAAAAUCUUGAGAAAGUCUCCACAGUUGGAAAGGUUUCAUCAGUUCCUGGUUAGCGAAACUGAAUCUGGAAACAUCAGCCGACAGGAAGCCGUCAGCAUGAUCCCUCCGCUGCUGCUUAAUGUUCAGCCGCAUCAUAAGAUCUUAGAUAUGUGUGCAGCACCUGGAUCGAAGACCACGCAGUUGAUUGAAAUGCUGCAUGCGGACAUGAGCGUUCCCUUUCCAGAGGGAUUUGUGAUCGCUAAUGAUGUGGACAACAAGCGUUGCUAUCUGCUUGUUCAUCAAGCCAAAAGGUUGAGCAGUCCCUGUAUCAUGGUGGUCAACCACGAUGCAUCCAGCAUACCUAGACUCACCAUAGAUGUGGACGGAAGGAAAGAGGUUCUCUUCUAUGACCGAGUUCUGUGUGAUGUCCCUUGCAGUGGAGAUGGCACUAUGAGAAAAAACAUUGAUGUUUGGAAGAAGUGGACCACCUUAAACAGCUUGCAGCUGCAUGGCUUACAGCUGCGAAUCGCCACACGAGGAGCUGAGCAACUGGCCGAGGGUGGCAGGAUGGUGUAUUCCACGUGCUCCCUGAACCCCAUAGAGGACGAAGCUGUCAUAGCAUCUCUUCUGGAGAAAAGCGAAGGUGCUCUUGAACUUGCUGACGUAUCUGCAGAAUUGCCAGGACUGAAGUGGAUGCCAGGAGUUACGCAGUGGAAGGUUAUGACCAGGGAUGGGCAGUGGUUUGCAGAUUGGGCCGACGUUCCCCAUAGCAGGCAUACCCAGAUUCGACCUACCAUGUUCCCACCAAAGGACCCGGAAAAGUUACGGGCGAUGCACUUGGAGCGGUGCCUUAGAAUAUUACCACAUCAUCAAAAUACUGGAGGGUUCUUUGUGGCAGUAUUAGUGAAAAAAUCUUCCAUGCCAUGGAAUAAACGUCAGCCAAAGGUACAGGGUAAAUCUUCAGAGACCAGAGAAGCCACACAGUUGAGCCCUGCAACUUGUGCAGAGGGGAAACCUGUGGACACUGUGGAGCCAGAAAGCCAGCUGACCACGGGAACUGGUGACUCAGAAAUAACUCAGACACCUGAGAAUCUAGAGAAUAAUGAAAAUAAGAAAGAUGGUGUGUGUGGUCCUCCUCCGUCAAAGAAAAUGAAGUUAUUUGGAUUUAAAGAAGACCCUUUUGUGUUCAUUCCCGAGGAUGACCCAUUAUUUCCACCUAUUGAGAAGUUUUAUGCCUUGGAUCCGUCAUUCCCAAGAAUGAAUUUGCUAACUCGAACUACAGAAGGGAAGAAAAGGCAACUCUACAUGGUUUCUAAGGAGCUGAGGAAUGUGCUUCUGAACAACAGUGAAAGGAUGAAGGUUAUUAACACAGGGAUAAAAGUCUGGUGUCGAAAUAACAGUGGUGAAGAAUUUGAUUGUGCCUUCCGGUUGGCACAGGAGGGAAUCUAUACAUUGUAUCCAUUUAUUAAUUCAAGAAUUAUCACAAUAUCAAUGGAAGAUGUGAAGACAUUGUUGACCCAGGAAAAUCCUUUUUUUAGAAAACUCAGCAACGAGACAUACAGUCAAGCCAAGGACCUGGCAAAAGGAAGUGUCGUACUGAAGUAUGAGCCGGAUUCUGCGAAUCCCGAUGCCCUGCAGUGCCCCAUUGUGCUGUGUGGCUGGCGGGGAAAGGCCUCAAUUCGAACUUUCGUGCCCAAGAAUGAACGGCUUCAUUAUCUCAGGAUGAUGGGGCUGGAGGUGUCUGGAGAAAAGAAGAAAGAGGGGCUUGCUCUCACCAGUGACAGCACAGCCACCCCUGAGCUGCCAGAGGACGGGCUGGGUGAGGAGCUGAGGGCAGAGGAAGCUGGCCUUCCUGAAGCCACCCCAGGCUGCAACCCCACAGCACCUGAUACACCCCGGUGAGGACACCCCACACACUGGCCUGGUCUCCAUUGGCCCUUGGUGACAAACCAAAUACAGAAUGUCUUCUGAGCUGUAAAGUCUAUAUUUUUAAAAACUGAAAACUGAUGGGAAGAUUGAUGGAGUGGUCUGGGAGGAUUGGUCCUGCUUCUGUGUGGAGCUCGUGAGAAAGUAUUUUUUAGCACCUAGGAGUUGCUCAUUUCAUAGUUGGCUUGUCUGUCACUGUGACAGACUUUCACCUUAAAAUCAUCUUCCUCAAGAAAGUUGCCCCUGCAGAAUGUUCUGGUCCCUUUCGUUAAGCCUAUAUUGGUCUUAAGUUCUGGUCUCUUUAAAUUAUUUAUAGGAAGAAUUUAUAGCUCCUUAGGAAGUCUUGGGAACUUCCAUAACUCUCCUAGCAUGUCGAGGUGCACAUCAGCAGUGUGGCGCUGAUGUGCGGUGGGGUUGGAAUCUGGACCUCAGGUGACUGCUGUGCCUUUGUAACAAAGGUGACUAGCUUUUCAGAGUAAGCACUCUGUUGUGAACUGGGAUACUAAUUAUGGGGCCUUUUAUGUGCUUUUAUUCAGUUUUUAUUUCUAAAUGGGAUUGGGGUCUUUUUUAUUUUAAAUGAAUCCUUGGGAUGUUUAAAUAAAAAGCUAUUAAUGAUGAUGCAUA